Anolis sagrei ordinatus is the source of this 2238-nucleotide messenger RNA. The record is from RefSeq and is a predicted model, not a curated record. NCBI's taxonomy places the organism in Eukaryota, Metazoa, Chordata, Lepidosauria, Squamata, Anolidae.
GUCCUUUGUCAAAGUAAUCCCUGGUCAAAAAAAUAGGUUUUGCCUCAUGCCUGUAUUAAUUCUGAAAUUAAGCAAAUCAACAGUAGGGAUGUUUAAGAAAAAGAGUAAGCGGUUAAAAUAGGAGUAAUAACAUUUAAUCAAUAAUAUAAGGAGUGACAAACAGAGAAAGAAUUUCAAACUCCAGUUAUGUGCAGCUUAAUUCAGUUCUUUUUAAAAUGGCAACUUUAUUUUGGCUUUUAAUCUGAAUUUGAAUGUUGAUGUUCUGCUGCCUGAUGUCAUGAGGUUAAGUUCACUUACCUUUGUGGCAUCAGGCAGAUCAAGGGUUUUUACCUUUUUGAGCCAGAAGUACAAGGGAUUCCAUAGAAACCAGAGCAAAAUAAAACAGUUCUAUUUUCUCCAGCCCUGGUUGAGUUAUGAUUUACUUGGUAUAAUAUUUAGAGCAAAGACAAAAGAUGUAUUUUCUCUUAACUGCCAGUGUUGGAAAGGGCUGUGGGAAAGGGCUGUCUCAACUAAAUGCACUUUGUAAUUUGUAUACUUUUAAUUUUAAUAUAAUAUAACUUUUUUGUUUUCAACACAUGGUCACAUUUCCCUUGUUCUCAAACCAUGAAAAUAGAAGAUACGCCAUAUAAAUGUUUGGAAUGUGGAAAAAGUUUCUCUUGGAAGUUUGACCUUGUCUAUCAUCAGGCAACUCACACAGGAGAGAGACCGUUUAAAUGCCAAGAGUGUGGAAAGAGCUACAGUCAGAAGAGCAAACUUAUUAGUCAUCAAACAACUCACACAGGAGAGAAGCCAUUUAAAUGCUUGCAGUGUGAAAAGAGCUUCAGUCACAAGAAUGUUCUUAUUCGUCAUCAGGCAACUCACACAGGAGAGAAACCAUUUAAAUGCUCAGAGUGUGGAAAGAGCUACAGUCAGAAGAUCAGCCUUGUACGUCACCAGGCAACUCACACAGGAGAAAAGCCAUUUAAAUGCUUCCAAUGUGGAAAGAGCUUCUGUCAAAAGAGAAACCUUAUUAGUCAUCAGGCAAUUCACACAGGAGUAAAGCUAUAUAAAUGUUUCCAGUGUGAAAAGAGCUUCAGUCAAAAUAGCAACCUUAUUAGUCACCAAGCAACUCACAGAACAGAGAAGCCAUUUAAAUGCUUGCUGUGUGAAAAGAGUUUCAGUCAAAAGAAAGGCCUUGUUUACCAUCAGAUAGCUCACACUGGAGAGAAGCCCUUUAAAUGCUUGCAGUGUGAAAAGAGCUUCCGUCAAAAGAGCCACCUUAUUAGUCAUCAGGCAACUCACACAGGAGAGAAACCCUUUAAAUGCUUGCAAUGUGAAAAGAGCUUCAGCCAAAAGAUCAACCUUUUUAGUCAUCAGGCAACUCACACAGGAGAGAAGCCAUUUAAAUGCUUGGAGUGUGAAAAGUGCUUCGGUCAAAAGGGAAGUCUUAUCAGUCAUCAGGCAAUUCACACAGGAGUGAAGCAAUUUAAAUGCUUGGAGUGUGAAAAGUGCUUCAGUCAAAAGAGAAGCCUUAUCAGUCAUCAGGCAACUCACACAGGAGAGAAACCAUUUACAUGCCCAGAGUGUGGAAAGAGCUUCAGUCAGCAGGGAGCCCUUGUUCGUCAUCAGGCAAUUCACACAGGAGAAAGGCCAUUUAAGUGCUUGGAGUGUGGAAAGAACUUCAGUCGGAAGGGAGCCCUUGUUUGUCAUCAGGCAAUUCACACAAGGAGAAAGGCGAUUUAAAUGCUCAGUGUGUGGAAAGAGCUUCAGAUACAAGUCACACCUUGUUUGUCACCAGACAAAUCAUAGCAGAGAAAAACCAAUGUGGAAAGAGCUGCAGUUGAAAUACAAACCUUUUUAAAUUGUCAACCUACAUGGAAGAAAUGGGGUAGAGGCAAGUUCCAUUUUUUUACAUCAGAGGGGGCGUGAAUCAUUGUGAUAGAAACACUGAGUUAAAAAGCCAUGGCUUUUGGGGAAAAGAAUAACCUGACCAUAUUUCUUUAAUGAAAUAUCUCAUUAAGCAUAAUUGAUAAUAUUUUGAGAGCGAAAGGAAGGAUAUUUCAGGUUCCAUUCAUGCAUACUUUUUACUGCAAAUAUUUCCUGCCAUGUAUAUUCAGGGUUAAGAAUACAUUUGAGAAGUUCGAUGAGAAGUGUGGGAAUGGGUUUGAUUAAUGACUUAACAGCCCUGUGUAUCAUAUAAUGGUAUGUAUGUGGGACUGGGUUUUGUUUUAUGAAAUAUCUAAUAAAGCAUAACUGAUA